Molecule: messenger RNA, 1697 nt
Organism: Sapajus apella (tufted capuchin)
Lineage: Eukaryota; Metazoa; Chordata; Mammalia; Primates; Cebidae
Gene: SRMS
Product: src-related kinase lacking C-terminal regulatory tyrosine and N-terminal myristylation sites
Exons: 8
Coding region: 1-1461 (486 amino acids)
Biological process (GO): cell differentiation; cell surface receptor protein tyrosine kinase signaling pathway; innate immune response
Cellular component (GO): extrinsic component of cytoplasmic side of plasma membrane
Molecular function (GO): ATP binding; signaling receptor binding; non-membrane spanning protein tyrosine kinase activity
Source: RefSeq, a predicted model, not a curated record
AUGGAGCCCUUCCUCAGGAGGCGGCUGGCCUUCCUGUCCUUCUUCUGGGACAAAAUCUGGCCGGCGGGCGGCGAGCCGGACCCCGAGGCCGACCCCACGCCCACGCCCGCGCCCCGCAGCCCCCCCGCGCCGCGCCCGCAGCUCUUCCGCGCGCUCUACGACUUCAGGGCGCGGCGCGGGGGGAAGCCGAGUGUCCGCCGCGGGGACGGGCUCUGCGCCCUCGGGGAGGAUGAGGGCGGCUGCUCCUUUGCGCGCAGGCUCUCGGGCCAGCCCAGCGCGGGGCUCGUGCCCAUCACCUGCGUUGCCGAAGCCUCUCCGGAGCCGCUCUCAGACCAACCCUGGUACUUCAGUGGGGUCAGCCGGACCCAGGCCCAGGAGCUGCUCCUCUCCCCACCCAACGAACCAGGGGCCUUCCUCGUCCGGCCCAGCGAGAGCAGCCUCGGGGGCUACUCACUGUCAGUCCGGGCCCAGGCCAGCGUCUGCCACUACCGGGUCUCCAUGGCAGCUGACGGCAGCCUCUAUCUGCAGAAGGGCCGGCUCUUCCCCAGCUUGGAGGAGCUGCUCACCUACUAUAAGGCCAACUGGAAGCUGAUCCAGAACCCGCUGUUGCGGCCCUGCCUGCCCCAGAACCCCGUGCAGCAGGAUGCGUGGGAGCGGCCACACUCUGAAUUUGCCCUUCGGAGGAAGCUGGGUGAAGGCUACUUUGGGGAGGUGUGGGAAGGCCUGUGGCUGGGCUCCCUGCCCGUGGCGGUCAAGGUCAUCAAGUCAGCCGACAUGAAGCUCACGGACCUCGCCAAGGAGAUCCAGACGCUCAAGGGUCUGAAGCACGAGCGGCUCAUCCGGCUGCACGCGGUGUGCUCUGCCGGGGAGCCAGUGUACAUUGUCACGGAGCUCAUGCGCAAGGGAAACCUGCAGGCCUACCUGGGCAGCCCUGAAGGCCGGGCCCUGCGUCUGCCGCCCCUGCUGGGCUUUGCCUGCCAGGUGGCCGAGGGCAUGAGCUACCUGGAGGAGCGACGCAUUGUGCACCGGGACCUGGCCGCCAGGAACGUGCUCGUGGAUGAUGGCCUGGCCUGCAAGGUGGCCGACUUUGGCCUGGCCCGGCUGCUCAAGGAUGACAUCUACUCCCCGAGCAGCGGCUCCAAGAUCCCGGUCAAGUGGACAGCGCCAGAGGCGGCCAAUUAUCGUGUCUUCUCCCAGAAGUCGGAUGUCUGGUCCUUCGGGGUCCUGCUGUACGAGGUUUUCACCUACGGCCAGUGUCCCUACGAAGGGAUGACCAACCACGAGACACUGCAGCAGAUCACCAGAGGGUACCGGCUGCCGCGCCCGGCCACCUGCCCGGCGGAGGUCUAUGUGCUCAUGCUGGAGUGCUGGAGGGGCAGCCCCGAGGAGCGGCCCACCUUUGCCAUGCUGCGGGAGAAGCUGCACGCCAUCCACGGAGGCUUCUCCCGAGUCCUCACGUGACCCAGUGCUCUGGGCUCCAGCCAGGCCGUCCCCUUCUCCCCGCAGAGCGUCAAUGCAGGCCUACUGCAGGCCAGCCAGACCGAGGAGCCUCUGGCUGUGGGCCUCAGGCACUGGUGGGCACACAUGUUUGUGCACCAGGCGAACAUGAGCAGACAGUGGAGGGGCCAUGUUGUCUGUGCGGUAUGACCGUGUCCCUGGCAUAGAGUGGAGGGCUGACCUUCUCUGUGUGACCGUGU